GAAAAGACUCGCAGACUCGCAGUAGUAGAAGUAGCAGAUCUCGAGAGGGAGCGAUAAGGAGAAAGGAGCUUUUGUUGCAGUGAUCUUUUUGGGGGGCAUCGAUAGGGAGCAAUAGCAGAAGAAUAAAAAGGAAAAAAAGUGGAAAAAAUAAUCGAAAGGGAGAGAAGGAAGCAGCAGAAACAAGAACGGGAGAAAAAGAAAGCACUGCGAAUACAACAAAACCCAGUUUUCCUCUCCGACUGUAGAAGGGAAAUAAACAAGGGAAAAAAGGAAGCAAGAGAAAAAAAGUUAUUAUACAUAGGGGAGGAAGAUAGAGAAGGCGAAGCAAUUAGGAAUAGUAUUUUCACCCAAAGCCAAAAGGUGUCUCAAAAAUGGGUACUGGUUGGCGAAGAGCAUUUUGCUCAUCGAUUCCUCGAGACAGAGAAAACGCCAUCGCAGAGAAGCAUCUCAGCAGUAGCAAUACAAGCCCCAGUCCCAGUCCCAGAAGCUGUUACAAAUUGGGAGGUUUUCUCUCAGGCGGUAGCAACCCUUCAACUCCGCGUUUGCAGUCUCAAACCGUUUCAAGCCCAAGCUUGCGCUGCCGAACGACGUCUGCUACUGCUUCGACUCCCUCUGUUCAUGACAGCCCCCGACUCCAAUGCAAGACAACAGUUACUGAUGCUGCCGAAGCGAUGAAGAAGAGCCCUAGCUUUUUCCAAGGCUCGAAUCCGUCGUCUCCUCGAUCGCCUUUGGGAUUUUCCCUUCUCAAGGCCAGGUUACGACUCUCUAGGAGUAGCUGCGGGAUAUGCUUACAAAGUGUGAAGACAGGCCAGGGAACAGCAAUAUUCACGGCGGAGUGUUCUCAUGCUUUUCACUUCCCCUGCAUAGCAGGGCACGUUAAGAAGCAAGGCAGCCUCGUCUGCCCAGUCUGCAACAUCAGCUGGAGAGAAGUACCUUUGCUGGCGAUCCACAAGAAUGGAAUGCCACCUUCGAUUUCCAUUGAAGAAAGCGAACUAAACCACAAGGAGCACAAUAGAGGAGGGACCAAGGAGGAGAAGAGAGGAGAAAGAGAACCUUCUUCUCUUCCAUACAUCAAUACAAAUCAAGAUCAGAAAUCGAAACCGUCGGAUCCUAGGGCUUACGACGAUGACGAGCCGUUGCUGUCCCCAACAGCUGGUGGGCGUUUCAUUCCGAUACCCGAGGCGGACGAGGACGGGGAAGAAGAGCCAGAGGACGAAAUCGAGGAGUUUCAAGGUUUCUUCCCUUCUUCUACCAUAAAGACCACCACCAAAGGGGCCACGACCAACGGCAAAGAUGCGAGGAACGUGGAGGUGAAAUUGCUCCCAGAAGCCGCGGUGAUCUCAGUGGGGCGGAGCCACGAGACUUAUGUAGUGGCAGUGAAGUUAAAGGCUCCACCACCCCCGGCGCGCAGUAACACGACGGCGCCGCUGCUCGACCCUUCGCGCCGCGCGCCUAUCGAUCUGGUGACGGUGCUUGACGUCAGCGGGAGCAUGACCGGCGCUAAAUUGCAGAUGCUGAAGCGCGCCAUGCGACUGGUCAUCUCCUCGCUCGCCUCUUCUGAUCGGCUCUCCAUCGUGGCUUUCUCGGCAAGCACCAAAAGGUUACUGCCCUUGAGGAGGAUGACACCUCAGGGCCAGCGCUCGGCGCGGCAUAUCAUCGACCGGCUCGUCUGCGGGCAGGGAACUAGCGUCGGUGACGCUCUGAGGAAAGCCACCAAGGUACUGGAGGAUAGGCGGGAGAGAAAUCCGGUGGCUAGUAUCAUGCUCCUAUCGGACAGCCAGGACGAGCAGGUCUCUACGAAGGUAGCCAAUCGACGGUGUCCAUCCUCCCAAGUGUCAUCCACACGAUUUGCUCACCUCGAGAUCCCAGUACAAUCGUUCGGCUUCGGAGAAAAUGGCGGGCAGGAGCCAUCUGAAGACGCCUUCGCGAAAUGCGUGGGUGGGCUAUUGAGCGUGGUGGUACAGGAUCUGCGGCUCCAGAUUGGCUUUUGUUCUGGCUCUGCUCCGGCAGAGAUAACAGCCGUAUAUUCCUGCAGUGGGAGGCCGACGUUGCUGGGGUCGGGGAAGGUGCGGGUUGGAGACCUGUACGCGGAGGAGGAGAGGGAGCUACUGGUGGAGAUGAGAGUUCCGGCGGCGGCCAUCGGGGCCCACCACGUGAUGACAGUGCGGUGCUGUUACAAGGACCCCGCGAGUCAAGAGAUGAUGUACGGGAGAGAACAAUCGCUGUUGGUACCAAGGGCUCACGCGAUACGGUCGUCCGCACCAAAGAUCGUGAUGCUGCGGAACCAAUUCGUGACUACGAAGGCUGCGGCGGAGGCUAAGCGGCUGGUGGAGCAGAAUGAGUUAUCUAGUGCUCACCACCUAUUGGCUUCCGCUCGGGCAUUGUUGAUGCAGUCGUCGAGCUCGAUUUCUGUGGAUGAGUAUGUGCGGGGGUUGGAAGUGGAGCUGGUGGAGCUACAGCGGCGGAGACAGCAACAAGAUAAUCAGAUCCAACGGCGGAGGGUAGAAAGGGAGACGCCGCCGGCUUAUUUGGAUGAGAAUGGGGAGCCGCUGACGCCAACAUCGGCUUGGAGAGCGGCGGAGAGGCUUGCAAAGGUGGCAAUAAUGAGGAAGUCAUUGAACAGAGUCAGCGAUUUACACGGCUUCGAGAACGCAAGAUUCUAAAGGUGUCUGAUCCCAAUCCUCUUAUAAUUAAUUUUCAAAUUAAGAGAAAAAAAAAAAGAAAAAUAACAGAAAGAGAGAGAGAGAAUAACAAACAAAUGAUAUAGAGAGGCCCAGCCCAUCAUGAGUCCAUGAGAGACAAACAGUACUAGACGGAUCGGCCCUUUCAAAGAUCUCUUUCGAUUUUUCCAUGAUGAUGAUGAUGAUGAUGAUGAUAUGAUGAUGAUGAUUGGAAAGGCAAAGAAACACAAUUACUAGGGUGACUAAAGACCUAACGGGAUAGGAGGUAGAUUUUUUCUUUCUUUCUUUUUUUUUUUGGCGUGGGAGUGAGGGGAAGCGGGUAGGUGGGGAAUGUUAUUGUGUAAAUGCAUGCAUGUAUGUAUCGGAUAGGACUAUCUCUUAAUUAAGAUUUCUUUUUUUUAUUGAAAGGAUUUAGAGUAUGUGAGUUGUUCCCUCACUUUGGUGAUUAUUUUGUUCUGCACAAAAUUAAUAUGCACUAUGUGAACAAUUUUA
This is a messenger RNA of Macadamia integrifolia, 3173 nucleotides long. RefSeq names its product E3 ubiquitin-protein ligase WAV3-like. The record is from RefSeq and is a predicted model, not a curated record. The transcript has 3 exons. Lineage: Eukaryota; Viridiplantae; Streptophyta; Magnoliopsida; Proteales; Proteaceae. Bases 372 to 2663 code for a protein of 763 amino acids.